UUUAGAAUAUCCCCUUCAAAUAGUAAAUUAAAUUUAAUACAACCAACGACCAACUUUUGUAAAAUCAUUAACCAAAAUAACGCUAUAUGCAACGUCUUCAACACUAUCACGUUAGCGCCUACGCGUCUUUUAAUUCGUUGCUUCGCGCAAUGUCACGACAUCGUAUCCGACGUUAAAAAUAACGACCGUUUAUUAAAAAAGUCAUUCUUGUAACAAACGGCUUCGCGUAUCUAUCGCCCAUAUCUUUUAUAAUGUAUUCUUCAAAAUCAAUUAUUAAUUCACAACCUGAAGAAGUUUGGGCCGAAUUAAACUCAAGAUUUAUUAAUCAUGACGUCAAGUAUGAAAACGUUCUAUCCGAACAAUUGUUUACAUACCUUAACAAUAAAGCAACAGCUGCAGGUACAAACAUUGGAUAUGUUCUUGCUUCCGUAAUAACUACAGCUAAUUACUUGACCUCUAAAAAUCACGGUUCGAUCGAAAUAAGAAAUGGUUAUAGCAUUAACCUUAACACAUUUUUCUUGUUUGUUGGGCAGCCGUCUACAGGAAAGUCGCCCGCUAUUAAGAUGGCAGUUAAUCAACCAUUAAAGGCUAUUCAAGAAGAUACAGACAUUAUAUCUAACACCACCACAUCUGGCUUGACAAAGUGCCUCUGUACAAGAAAAUGUACAUACAUUGUUAAUGCCGAAAUACAGGAGUACUUGUACAAAAUAUUGAAAAAAAACGAUGAGAAUUACACUGGGGAUAUGGAGAUUCUAUCGAAGAUUUUUAGUGGAGAAAAUGUGUCUAUUCAAUUCAGUACUGAAAAUAACAGAUAUAUACCUGAAAAUUGCGCAUUGUGCAUAUUAGGUGCUACACAAAUAAAAAGCAUGGCUUUUAUUUUGUCUUUAAUGGAUAAAGGUAAUGGAUUUUUGGACCGAUUUUUAAUUAUAACGCCUCGUUCAUACCGUCCGAUGCCCAAGGAACAACAAAUCGCCCAACAAUCCUCAACAACAAUCGAUAUUAAGGAUAUUUAUGCCAACUAUGUACACAUAGAUAAUACAAUAUUCUAUUUUGACGAAAAUGCGUUAAAAUUGUACGACAACAUGGAGACACAGUUUUUGACCGAUCUAAACAACGAUCUUUUGCACGGCAGACCAACCAGCAAGUCUAAAAAACCAGAGUUAAUUCCAAAAGUUGCUGUCGCUCUACACACAGUGGAAUACUUUUAUAAUGCCCUUUUUAAUGAAGUUGAAUUUACAUGUCUACCAGAAGCUAUUUCCUUGCAAACAUUGGAACGUGCCAUAAUGUAUGUUGAAUCAAUUGAUGAACAGAAAGAAUUAUUUUACACAUAUAUCACAGAAUUGGUUAGUACCAGCAAAACACCAUCAGUUAAACGUGCCCCAACUUCUGAUGAAUAUAAAAAAGCUGUUUUAAUGACACCGGGUGCCUUCGUCACAUACAGAUCUUUCAAACAAAGUACAUCAAAAAGAUUUCGCGGUUUACUAUCCCAAGAAUUUGUUAAGUUUAUAGAAAACUUUGUUAACAAAGACAUUGGUCGUUUGGUUAGUGUAAGAGCAGUUGGGUCGUCAAAAUCAUCAAAAGUAUUUGUUAAAAAAGAAUUUAGGGACUUGCCAUCCGAAAUAAAAAAUUGGUUACAAGAAAGUGAAUAUGAAACAAAAAGGCUCGCCAAACAUCCUGUUUGUAUUACGGAUCGGAUUAUCGAGUCUAUUAAUCUUGAAAUUCAUUAGCAAAAAUUUUU
Hydractinia symbiolongicarpus is the source of this 1738-nucleotide messenger RNA. RefSeq lists its product as uncharacterized. Bases 252 to 1727 code for a protein of 491 amino acids. Lineage: Eukaryota; Metazoa; Cnidaria; Hydrozoa; Anthoathecata; Hydractiniidae. The transcript is spliced from 4 exons. The record is from RefSeq and is a predicted model, not a curated record.